CGUUUCCAGUCCCUUCCAACUAUACUUGUGACUCCUAGUCACCAGGUUCCAGAGCGACCUCAGGAUGCCAUGGCCGUGUGGGUGGAGGAUUUGACCCAAAGCAGUUUCAAAAUUUGCCUCCGAGAAGUAAAGAUUUUCGACGGUUUUCAUCAGAAUAUUAAAGUUGUGAGUAAUUUUGACAGUGCUUGCCUAUUAUUAAAUUCCAAGUUCUUCACUUUAAAGCAAAUAAACCCCUCUAAAAUGUCUCUUUUAAACAUUAAAAUGUUCUGUUACUAUUAUAGCCGGUUCUUGGUGUCCAGAUGGUGGCGGGGAGCGAGUUAAAUCGUACGCCUGGGCCCUACAAUCUGAACGCCUGGGACGCUCAGGCUAUAUUUCUAUGCUAUAAAUGGAGAUGUAUAGGGCGAGAUGUAAGAGUUGGUCACAAACUAAUAAAGUAAAUUGUUUAGUUUUGACUACUGGUAUAUACAGGAGAAGUAUAACCACUACCCACUUUUCUGUCCGGCGGAUCUUCAAUAUUCUUCUUCGUUUUUGAAACGAAAAAGCUUAAAUUACCAGGGGCUCACACAGCCUGCUGGGGACACUUAUUUGGCUAAUUCACUAGUGAAAAUGAUAACCCGAAGUCCUUUUUCGUAUGUUCUUUUAAGCAGAACUGGAUGGCAUUUACCAAUUUGAGGGUUCAAAAUUUUACUUUGGCUGAUAGUUUGGCGUUUACCAACAACAGAUCGUUAUCUCGAUCGCAAGAUAACUUCGCCUUUUGUCAGGUAUACGCAAGAAGUUAAAAGGUAACAUUUUUAAAUUGCACUCCUUUGCAAUGUCCAUUUGUAUUGCAUUCCGUUCUCUUAUAAUGGAAUGUGUCUGAGCGUAGCUUGAUAUUAUAGUUAGUUUGUUUGUUUAUUUGUGCAUUUGCGUGUUCGUUUGUUUGCAACAUAGCUGCCCAAAUACUUCUUUUAAAUAAUUCAUUGUUUUUCUUUACCAGAACAUCACCUUCACAGAUCCGUUCUUUGCCCCUCCGGUGGUGUUAGUAACACCAAAAUACAUUUACAGUGGCAACAAUUUGCUUUCUGGUUGUAACGCAGUCACCACCUGGGUUGAGGUAAGAUUGUUCUUUCUUUACUGUAUCAUUGUUAAGUGCAAAAAAUGCACCUCCUGAUGAUAAAAAAGCUUGUUCAUGUUACAUGUUCAAGAAUUUUUCAGUAAGGUAUGAGAUCUCGGUGCACCCCAUGUUAUAUAUAUUAGAAUAUACGAGAUUUAUAGGACGCAAAUUAGACCAUACUGGACUGCAUGAUUAUUAUAAGAAAAAAAAAAAAGAAAAAAGAAAAUUAAUCGAAUAUUUUAUUUCAUUAAAGAAUUCAACCAAAACAGAUACAAAGAUCUGUGUACGAAACUACGAUAGGAUCAGUAACAAUACCAUUAAAGUCGACUUCCUGAUUAUUGGAGGUAUGUAAAAAUACUUACUUAGUACAAAGAAAUGAGAAUAAAAAGUGCUGUUUGUCAUUUAAGAUAACCAGGCAGAUCCGUUUUAAAUUCAAGCCUUUAUAGUUACGCGCACGGUUGUCCAGUACUCACAAAUAGACUCCAUUGGUGUUAGUGGUGAUAAGAAGGGUCUUCAUUGGUACCAAUGGUACGAUUGGUACCAAUGGAAAAGUACCCUAUUCCAAUGGUUCUGUUGGUGAAUAUGCAUCUCAUUAAGGGGACUUAGAUUAUUUUCUUAUCUGGUCUAGCUGGGUACAGGGCAAUUCGAAUGGUCCAUUGGUACCAAUGGUACGAUUGGUACCAAUAGAAGAGCACCCUAAUUCAAUGGUUCUAUUGGUGAAUAUGCAUCUUAUUAAGGGGACUUCGAUUAUUUUCUUAUGUGGUCUAGCUGGGUACAGGGCAAUUCCAAUUCAUAAGAAUUAUAGCGCGUUUCUGCUUGGUGUAAAAGCGAACUUGUUUUGCAGCAAUAGAACCAUUGGAAUGGCAUUUUCUGUUGGUACCAAUCGUACCAUUGGUACCAAUGGACGAUCGGAAAUUGCCCUGUAAUGUAAGUCCCCUUAAUGAGAUGCAUAUUCACCAACAGAACCAUUGGAUUGACAUCCUUUUCCGUUUGGGACCAAUCGUACCAUUGGAACCAAUGGACCAUCGGAAAUUGCCCUGUACCCAGCCAGGUCACAUGGGAAAAUAAUCAAAGUCCCCUUAAUGAGAUGCAUAUUCACCAACAGAACCACUGGAAUGACAUCCUUUUCUAUUGGUACCAAUCCUACCAUUGGUACCAAUGGACCAUCGGUUUGACGAAUCGUAUCCGUUUGUGUAUAUUGGACAUGUGUGGAGGCACAAACGUACCUUACUUUAAAGCCUGCGAGGCCGGCGCAAGAAAGGAGAUUGUCCCCACGUGCGCCCUCGUGCGGCACACCCCGACCAAGAAUUUCUCUACGAAAGACCCCCCGAGAAUUAGAGCUUAUGUGUAAUGGAAGAGCAGCCUGGUGGAAACACGUGACCAACUAUUGAAAAAGGCCUAUUCUAUUGGUCCUGGUUAUAUCUGGCUUCUUGUGUUAUGUUUGUGAGAUUUAGCUAGCGUUUAUUGAAUGACGCACAGGAUAAAUUUUCCUGAAAAAUCGGUGCGUCAGGAAAAAGGUAUAGGCCUAGAUAAAUUUGUGCAAUUAAGCAUUUAUGUAAACUGUAUCUUUCACUUUGCUGUUGUUUUUUCAUCGAGUUUAGACUUAUGUGAAACGCGAUUUUUGUACACUCCUACUAGAUCUGGAUCCUUGUCUGGACGUAACCUGUGAUUACCACUGUCUUUGUAAGGCUUUUGGACCAUACGAUGCCCGCUGCGUGCACGCAGAAAACUGCCCAUCCUACCAAGAGCCCAUAUGUUCCUCCAACGGAACGACGUUUGAUAAUAGGUGUCUCUUUGAACAGGAAAUGUGUCUGUUGCGACUCAACUACACUAUCCAACAUCCCGGUGGUUGUGAAGGUUAG
Messenger RNA from Porites evermanni, 2955 nucleotides. The record is from the annotation of a GenBank genome assembly. Lineage: Eukaryota; Metazoa; Cnidaria; Anthozoa; Scleractinia; Poritidae.